GCCGUAUUUCGCACUGGUGUCGGAAGCAUUACACCCGGCCCUCUGCUGUCCUGUCCCGUGACUCUCAGCCCACGGGCCACGCACAGCCCCGGACUCCCCCCUCCCCUCCGCUAUGGCCGCGCGGUUGGUCACGUCCAGACAAAUUCAGAAUGGCCACACCGGCCUGGAUCUGUGGGUCCCUGAGUAUCAGGAGAUACGCGGGCGGAUGAUGACCGGGCACGUAGAAUACCAAAUCGUCGUCGUUACCAACCUGCCUGUUUUCAAAUCUGCCAGACAUAAGCCUGAAGAUGUGGUGCAGUUUGUCGUGUUUCGGAAGUAUAGCGAGAUUGAGGAGUUCUAUCAGAAGAUAUCUGCCUGUUAUCCCAAAAUCUCCUUGCCAUCUUUUCCAAGAAAGGUUUUAUUUGUGGGUGAAUCUGAUAUCCGAGAACGAAGGGCGGCUUUCAACGAUAUCGUCAAAGCCAUCUCCAAGGAGAAGGAACUGGUCACUUGUCCGGAGCUGCUGGAUUUCCUAGGAACGAGGUCCUCAGACUUUGUUGACUUGAAAGGAGAAAAGCAUCACACGAUUCAGUCUGAAGAGGGGGAUUUCUUUAAAAACGAGGAAUCCUCUACGGAAGAACUUCUUGCAUCCAUUAAACAAAACAAACCUUCCGAAAGCCAGGAGAACGAAGAUGAAGAAGAGGAGGAAGAGGUCGAUUUUGACCCUCUUGGAAUCAUCAAGACCAAAAGGGUAAAGAAUCCGGUGAAAGCGAAGAAGGCGGAAGAACCGAAAGUGAAACCCAAGCCCAAAAUGAGUCUUUUCGAUGAUGAAGUGGAUCCCGAUGCCGAGCUCUUUGAACCGACCAAGGAACCCGCAUCCGGCACAAAGAAACCGUUCAGCGCGUCGCAUGACAUAAAAUUAUUUGAAGAACAAGACCUCGGAGGCAGCGUGAAGUUAGGGGAUUCGCUUUUGCUGCCCUCGGCCUGCACCGCCGAUCGUUCCUUUAAGCCGUCGCAUGAUGAGGACAUUGAUGAGUUAUUCAGGUAACCGGCCCGUUUCAUACGCAAGGUU
This is a messenger RNA of Spea bombifrons (plains spadefoot toad), 1048 nucleotides long. It is a transcript of the gene HS1BP3, whose product is annotated as HCLS1 binding protein 3. The record is from RefSeq and is a predicted model, not a curated record. The coding region runs from base 113 to 1024 and encodes 303 amino acids. The transcript has 6 exons. Lineage: Eukaryota; Metazoa; Chordata; Amphibia; Anura; Pelobatidae. Gene Ontology annotation, molecular function: phosphatidylinositol binding.